Molecule: messenger RNA, 429 nt
Organism: Homarus americanus (American lobster)
Lineage: Eukaryota; Metazoa; Arthropoda; Malacostraca; Decapoda; Nephropidae
Product: vegetative cell wall protein gp1-like
Exons: 3
Coding region: 1-429 (142 amino acids)
Source: RefSeq, a predicted model, not a curated record
AUGCUGACCUUAGAUCACAAUGACGACACGUUACCGCUGCAACAAGAAUUAAAACACCGGUGCCAAAGUGAGAAAACUGUAAGACACGGUUCCUGCAUGAACAGAGACAAAGUACCCUCAUACUCCACCACCUCAGCACCCCAGCACCCCCUCUCCCCAGCACCCCCAGCACCCUCUCCCAGCACCCCAGCACCCUCCCAGCACCCAGCACCCCUCUCCCAGUACCCCCAGCACCCUCCCCAGCACCCCCAGCACCCUUCCACACCCCCAGCACCCUCUCCCAGUACCCCUAGCACCCCUCUCCCCAGCACCCCUAGCACCCCUCUCCCAGUACCCCCAGCACCCUCUCCCAGAUUCCCCAGCACCCUCUCCCAGUACCCCCUAGCACCCUCUCCCAGUACCCCUAGCACCCUCUCCCAGUACCCCUAG